CGCUUCCGGCUGUCGCUGGCUGCUGUAUGAAGCACAAACGUCAUCAGUCGCAAGUGUGUAUCUCCGUGUAACUCUUCAUCAGAUCAGUUUGUAAAUGGGCUAAACAACAUCUCUUAAUAUAGAAGGAGGGUGGAGCCCCUACCGCCCACAGUGUGAAUGUACACUUCCAUUAUGGCCUGGUAGCCUUCCGCUCGCCGUCUCCCUCAGCAGCCAGGGAUAGCAACAGACUUUAAAUUAUUAUCUCUCAGGUUUCUCCAUGUCGGAAAACACCUAUGAAUUACCAAGCAAUCAUUACAGCCAAAUACUGGCAUAUCUGGAGGAACAAAGAAAGGCCCAAAAUGAGCUGCUCUGCGAUGUCUGUUUUUUGGUGCAUGGUGUUAAAAUUUAUGCCCAUCGCUGUGUUUUGGCAGCAUGUAGCCCAUACUUUCAGACUAUGUUUAGUGGAUCUUUUAAAGAGUUAGAUGUCAAUAGCCACGGGAUGUGUGUUGUUGACCUGACAGAGACAGUGAGUGAUCCAGCACACCUGGACCUGUUGAUUACCUGUCUUUAUAAAGGUCAGAUAAAGCUGAUGCAGGACAACAUAAUUGACUUGAUGUUUCUGUCCAGCUACUUGAUGGUGGAGUGUGUGCAGGCAAUAUGUCUGCAGUACCUGUCUGACACCUUCAAUAUUCACACAUGUCUCUCAUACCUGGCGCUAGCUGAAAAUCUUCAGCUUCAUCCUCUACUUGACAAAGCGGUUGAUCUUGUGAGCAAUCGCUUCCAUGACUAUUUUAGGCAUCAGCCAGCAAUAAUGUCCUUAUCUGCUUCUUGUUUGCACUAUCUUAAUCCUCCCCUGCAAAACCUUCCAUUGAUUGCUGCCAUACACUUUCUGCUCAGCUGGAUACACGGAGGCAAUGAUUCCCAUGCUGACGCCAACAAACAUGGUGAAAUUAACAUCAGGACUAACAUGGCGUUAGAAAUUAUGCGGAAUCAGUGUCGUAAGUUUAAGGUCUUUGGUGAGAAUUUUGAUUUGCAGAAGCUGUCAUUUUUCUCAGCAAAUCUAUGUGGGCCAUCGGAAUGCCUUCAGCAGCUGACAGCUGUCAUCAGGGAGGAGCUGGGUGGGUCGGGACCUGCUGCCAGUCAAACCCAUGUGCCAGGAAAUGCAGCACAAGUGGGGCAGGAGGGGAAUGUUUUGCAAGACACUGGACAGAAGAUUCAUGGGAACAACAUAGAAACCUUGGGUCAGUUGAUGAAAUCUGUGCCUCAUAAUGACGAGAGUGGCGAAGACCAACUUCUUCACAACAUCAGUGAAAAUGUGCAAGUGGAAGGAAAGGGAGAUAAUGACAGUCUCAGACAACAAAGGAGCAAUGUACAUGAGAAUAAAAAAUUUGAUUCUGAACAUUUUUCAUCCGCUGAAGACCUUAAACAGACCGACAGCAAGUCAGUUAUUAGUACUUUGGUUGCAGAAAGACCCACUCAGAUGGUCCAGGACAGUGACAGCACAGUCCAUUAUCAAGAUGAUAGGGAGUUGGAAAGCAAUCUCAAUAUAGAGCACAGCACUGGUCAAAGCAGUGACACAAAGCUUUCUCAUUUAAUGAUUUCUGGUGCUUAUAUUGCCAGUGCAUGGAAAGACACAUUGAGUUUUUGCACUAGGGAGAUACUAAAUGCUCGAAGUGAAGCAUCUAACAGUGGACAAGUCAGGAACAAUAAUGGAAGUGAUCAACUGCCAGCUGAGCAAAGCAAGAAAUUCACUGAAGAUGAUAAAAAUGUGAACAUUUGUGAUGCCCAAGUGAAUAGAUGUUCUCACAAUGAUGGUACUGUUGAUGUUCUGCUGGUGUUUGUUCCUGGCAAGAGGAUGGUGGCCCAUGUGACAGCCAUUGAAUGUGACUCUGGUCGGCCUCGCUACUGUCCAGGUGAUCUCGAAGUGUGUGUUUACAACAUCCAUGAAAGAAGAUGGCUGCACCUUGGCAGCACAAUUUUUCCUGGUGUAAUUGAUGAGAAGAGUAUGUGGAAAGUAGCUUGCCUGGGAUCGCACGCAUUUUUCACAAGUCUUCAUCAGCAAAGUAUAUUACAGUUGGACCUUGCCACCCUCACCUGGACACACGUGCCUGCUGCACCUGUUUUUCAGACUUUAGUCAACGAGGUGCGAAGUGUGCUGCCACUUGCUGUCAAAGGUCACCUGUACAUCUUGUCUUCUGACAGAUUACAGUUGGACAGUGUCACAGGUCAUUACCUGACUCAUCAGCGUUACUACCGGCUUGAAGAAACUGGAGACUGGAUUGUAGCAGGUGAUGUGGAGCACCACCAUACAGGGCUGCCUCAUACCAUCUUGUCAGUCAGCAAGGGACAGGUGUUUGUUGUUAAAGCUGAUCUCAUGCGCAGCCUAGAGAAGAAUCUGCUGAUUGUUAGAGGAGGACAUGUCUUUGACGUUCAGACAGGCUACUUUACAGGUGCCAUUGAAAAGUUUACUGGAACAAUCUUUGUACCAUCACCUGCUCGCUUUUUGGUACAUGAUGGCAAACUUCACAUUAUUGAUGCUGAGGGCUGGACUUGGCAGUAUCAGCAGCAUCUUGAGCUUUGGGGUGCAGGCGGUAAAGUGGAUCUGUCAGAUAUCCGAUGGUAUCGUGGAGCAGCUGGGGAGUCCUAUUAUCCAUGCUUAAGCAAUGUGUCUACAGCCCAGGACAGCUCCGUGUGGGAGUUGCUGGGGUACUUUAACCAUAGCUCCACACUCCUGGAGUUCAGACUGAAUGCUGGUGGACAGGUCACUACGAUGGUGCACCCACCUCCACCCUGUCGCUAUGUGAUGUCCAUGACAGUUGGGGACAUCAAUUCCAGCCUUAUUGCAGGCUUGGAAAUGUGUCGGUAUUAUCACGAAUGAACAAACUUUUUUUGGAAGAACAUUUUUCUGACUUGAUUGCCAUAUAACUUUCCUGCAUCUCAUUUUCAAAUACAUUGUCAUAAAUAGCUGUUAGAGGAAAGGUAUUGAUAAAAUGUUAAGAAUUUUAGCCUUACGAUUGCUGACCCAUCAUGUUGUUCAAAUAAACUUGAUUCGUUAAAUAAUGUAGUGGAUGUCUAUGAGUCUUACAAAUAUUACUUUAAAGACAAAAGGAAUAAAUUCUUUUUUACGAUAGAUAAGUAGCUUUUUUCAUCAAAGCCUUACAAAAGCAAACAAGUUAUUGACACAUUCAGCAACUAACCCAAUUGCAUACCCUUAUAAACACACACAUAUCCACUUGCACAUGCAAUUCCCUACACAUGGACUCAUGCUGCACCCAUUAAAGCAUUGACAUGUAUAUUUUUUAUUUAUAUAUCAAAAUAGCAUUUCUACAUAUUUAUACUAAAAUAGCAUUUCUCUCUCUAUACAUAUCUAUCAAAAUAGCAUCUCUCUAGAUGUAUAUAUAUCAUAAUAGCUUUUUAAUGGCUGAGAAUCACAAAAGACAGUUUCUUUUGUAAUGCUGCAUGUGUUAUAGCAGGCAAGUGUUAUAAUAAUUUUAAAUGAGAGCCAGUUCAGUUUUUGUAUGAUCUUAAUAUUGUAAGAAAUACUCCGAUAAUGUGGAGGUGAAAUACUAUAAUUAUUGUAAGAAGUACUCAGCUAGCACAUAGGUCACGUACCAUAUUGUAAGAAAUACUCAAAUAACAUUUAGAUGAAAUGCUAUACAGUAAUUUUCCAAGAAAUUUUUUUUCACUUUCUUGCUGAAAUCUUGUGCAAGAGCAGUCUUAAUACAUAUCUGAGAAUACACAUAAUGAAAAUUUCAAUUGGAGAAGAAUUUAAUAUUCCCAGACUUUCCAGCCUUUUUCUGACAUCUUGAUAAAAUUAUGGAUGGGUAUGCAGACUGUAUUAGGAGUAGUGUUUCAUCCAUGAGUCCAAAUGUUCUUAUUUUUAAGAGUAGACACGCAGUAACAGUUGGAGUGGAUGUGUUCAAACUUUUUGCUGCCCAGUGAAAGAACUGGAAAGCUCCAGUUGCAACAGCUUCUGUAUAAAGGUUGUCAGGUGGUCUGGAAUUGCACAAAUAAACACUUGGUUUUUUUCACAUUUUUCAAGUAGAACUGAGAUCUG
Messenger RNA from Pomacea canaliculata, 4036 nucleotides. RefSeq lists its product as uncharacterized. The transcript has 7 exons. NCBI's taxonomy places the organism in Eukaryota, Metazoa, Mollusca, Gastropoda, Architaenioglossa, Ampullariidae. The record is from RefSeq and is a predicted model, not a curated record. Gene Ontology annotation, molecular function: protein binding. Bases 257 to 2857 code for a protein of 866 amino acids.